Messenger RNA from Danaus plexippus (monarch butterfly), 1072 nucleotides. Its product is annotated as polyisoprenoid diphosphate/phosphate phosphohydrolase PLPP6. Gene Ontology annotation, molecular function: sphingosine-1-phosphate phosphatase activity. The transcript is spliced from 5 exons. Lineage: Eukaryota; Metazoa; Arthropoda; Insecta; Lepidoptera; Nymphalidae. Bases 232 to 882 code for a protein of 216 amino acids. The record is from RefSeq and is a predicted model, not a curated record.
UUACCUUCAUAUUUUGUGAUGGUAAGAAAGUCGUUUUGACAACCGCGAAGGUAUUGUUAUGUAGAGAACUGAGAAGUAUCUGAUAGCAUAUUUUGCUGUCUGAAACAUCGAAUACAGUAAAAACCGGAGCCUAAUAUUCAAGUUGCAGCAUAAUUUCGAUAUCCAUAAAGAGCAGCUAUCGGCUUUUAGUUAGUUCAAGUGAUUCUAUUGUUAAGCUUUUAUUUACACAAAAUGGAUUUGCUAGGACAUACAGAAGAGAAGAGAAAAGUACCAGAUAUGUUGCAGAAGAUAUUGCAAUAUGAUGUACAGGUUACAAAAAAGAUUGUUGAAUUAUCUCAAAAUGUCACAGCAUUAAGGUCACUUCGCAUUCAUUCAAAGUUUUUAGAGGUAUCAUGUCAUGGAAUUGUUUGGUUGGCUGGAUGGCUUACUUUUAUUUGGUUGUUCAACAACAAAGAUCUAUAUCAGCUACAGGUUAACACGUUGUUCGCUUUAAUAUUGGAUAUAGUAAUAGUAGCAGUAACCAAAGCUUUUGUGAGAAGACGUCGUCCUAUACCGAUGAGUAAGCUAAUACCAGGCAACCCUGACAAGUAUUCAUUUCCGUCUGGUCAUGCGAGUAGAGCCGCUUUGGUUGCUUUUAUCCUAAUUUACUGUGAUCCGAUCUCUAUGAUAUUCUUCCCUCCCCUACUGGCAUGGGUUGGAGCUGUGGCUAUCUCGAGGGUGCUUGCCGAGAGGCACUAUAUUCUGGAUGUGUUAGCCGGGCUUGGUAUUGGUGUUCUAGAAGGUUUGAUCAUAUCGGUUGUAUGGUUUUCUCAAAGUACAGCAGCUGGUAUUUUAACUUCUUUAUCAGAUGAAAAAGUGGAUGGAGGAGAGUAUCAUGUUUGAACAAAUUUAUUUGAAAGAAGUACUAUGUAUAAAAUGCAUAAGUAACUAUUGUGUAAUUUAGUUUUGUGUUCUUAUAAUUGUAUUGUUUUUGUAGUUUACUUUAAAAUAUAUUGAUUACUAAUAAUAUAUUUAUAUAUUUACUUAUGUUAUAAACAAUAAAGUGAGAAAUAAAUAAUAUAAAUUAAUAUAA